Messenger RNA from Caenorhabditis auriculariae, 3132 nucleotides. Lineage: Eukaryota; Metazoa; Nematoda; Chromadorea; Rhabditida; Rhabditidae. The record is from the annotation of a GenBank genome assembly.
AUGCGCGCGCGGUGUGGUAUUGCUAGCCGGCGACCGUCGAAGCAACGGCAGCGAGGAGCAGUGGAAAGGCGGCGGACUGGGGAGCACGAGGUCAGGUUCGGUCCCAGUCCUUUGCAAAAUUUUUUUGCAAUUUUUCCUUUUUUGGAUAAUUUCGUCUAACUGCUCCUUUCUUGAGUUUUGAAGCGUAGAAACAUGAGAAAACUUCUUUUUGAACCUUUAUAAACACCUGGACUUAUUUUUGUCAAAAAUUUUAUUCAUGAAAUUUUUCGUGAUUUUCCAUGUAUGAGCAUGAGUUGGAGUAUGAAAAUUUUCGAAAAAAAUUUUCUUGUUUUUUUUUUCUUUUUUUUAUUUCAAAAGUUGACUGGUCCAAGUAAUCAUGACUACGCCGUCAAAACUCACAGAAAAAAAUUUUCCAAAAUUUUCCACUUCCAAAAAGAUCUUUUUAGGUUGCAGUGAUUUAUACGCGAUGAUUGCCUUUUGUCGGAAAAAAUUUCUUUCAUUCUCAUAGAGCCGUAUGCGCGUUGAGGUCUGAAAAAACUAUGAAAAAUUUUUUUCUGUGAGUUUUGACAGCGUAGUCAUGAUUACUACCAACUUUUAAAAACAAAAAAAGAAAAACAAAAAAAUUUUUUUCGAAAAAUUUUCAUACUCCAACCCAUGCUCAUACACAUAGAAAAAUCACGAAAAAAAUUUCAUGAAUAAAAUUUUUUUGACAAAAAAAUAAGUCCAGGUGUUUAUAAAGGUUCAAAAAAAAGUUUUCUCAUGUUUCUACGCUUCAAAACUCAAGAAAGGAGCAGUUAGACGAUAUUAUCCAAAAAAAGGAAAAAAAUUGCAAAAAAGUUUUGCAGAGGACUGGGGACCGAACCUAUGACCUCGUGCUCCCCAGUCCGCCGCCUUUCCACUGCUCCUCGCUGCCGUUGCUUCGACGGUCGCCGGCUAGCAAUACCACACCGCGCGCGCAUUCUCUUAUGUUCGGCGGGGCUUUGAAAGAUCAUAUCUGGGCUGCGAAAUUUUUUUGAAAAAAGUUCAAUGGUUUCUCGUGACCAGAGGGACAAGAUCUACAUACCCUCCAAAAAUGAGCUCAAUUGGAGACACUGAAAUUUUCGACUUUUGAGGGUCCAUAACUUUUUUCACAGACGUAUUGGGCAACUUUUGAAAGCAGAUUUGGAAUCAGCGUGAAAAACUACAUCUAGUAAAAUUGGUCUCAUUCAGAAGUCCCACUGUGAGCUGAGACCAUUCCCUGGUUAAUUACGUUUCAUUCGUUGAGUAAUCGUGCGAUCUCUCUAUUGUCUUUCAAGUCACAGGAAAUUCACGUGAAUUACACGUCGAGCGCAAGGUAGCUUUCGUUACGAGUUCUUCGUUACGAGAAAUUAUCAAAACAUCUCUGGAAUAUUUUCUAUUCAAAAAUUCUCAUCUUCAUGCAUUAAGUACCUUUUCAUGUAUUUUUCGCUUAUACUUAUCUGAUUAUUUCCUUCGUUCAUCGUCUUCCGCCCAAUCCUGGUUCUUAGAGAUUGCGACGCCAUAUCUUGUUUCGCCAUUUAUCUCUUUCAGACAGUCUCACAUAUUUCGAAGUUUUCUUUUUACGACUGAUCUCUCCUUUGAAAGACUUUUCGUCUUCUCUAGUUCCUUCUUUAAAAAUUGUGUAAGAACUUUGUACUCAUUCUUUGUCGAUUUCCAAUCGGAGUGUCUAAUGUCACUAUCAAUUUUGUUAUCAGUCUGAAUGUGUAACUUUGACCCAGAGUCUUUACCUCUUGUAUGAUGAUAAUUUAUCCAUUUCUUGUCCUCCUUUCAGCUUUACAAUUAUUGAAGAGUUGAGUUCAUCUUAUUUAAUUUCUGACUGCUUCUUAUUCUCCUCAUUUUUACGAAGUUUUCAUUUUCAGCAGAAUGAUGAGCGUUGCUUAUCCUACGAAAAUAGCGGCUUCUCCCAUCGCGAUCGCAGAAAAUCUCCAGGAAAGCGCCGAGGAGAGGACGCGUCGUUUUUGGCGCACCGCCGACGCUGUUUGCUUUGACGUCGACUCUACAGUAUGCCAGGCUCGUGGAUUUUUCAGAAUGUAUGAUUAAGUUUCACUGUGUGGUUUUUUUUUUAAAUAUAUUUCAUUAAGUCAUUAUUUUGAUCUGAUUAACCUGUACUAAAACUUUUUUUUUAUGUGAAUUUUAUUCUGAAACUAAAAUUUAAAAAAAUGAAGCCUCAUUUAAAUGAUUAAUUUUGUGUUUUAUAUACUUUCAUUUUUGUCUUUUUUUGCUGCAAACACAUUUUUUUGAAUAUUCAAAUAUUAAAUUAUCGAUUUACGCUCUUCAGGAUGAGGCGAUCGACGAAUUGGCGGCAUUUUUGGGCGUCGGAGAAGCUGUCGCCAACGUCACUCGAUCAGCAAUGAAUGGAAACGCGCGAUUUAGGUAGGAAAGGUUCACGGCGACUCAAAACAUCGCGAAAUUUCCAGAGAUGCGCUAUCUGCAAGGUUGCAAGUUAUGAAGCCGAGCCUUGAUCAGCUCGAAUCGUACGCCAACAAUACGAAACCAAAAGUAAUACUAGUUACUUUUUUUAGUCUGAAACUUUUGUUCUCCAGUUGACGCCUGGUAUCAAAGAGCUUGUUUCAAAACUCCACUCCCGUGGCGUAGACGUUUAUCUAGUUUCUGGUGGAUUCCGGAAAUUGAUAGUUCCUGUCGCAAAACUUUUAGGUUGGCUGUCUUUUUCAGGAUAAUGCAGAAGUUUCUAUAACUUUCAGGAGUUGAUAGGGAAAGGAUAUUUGCAAACGAGAUUUUAUUUGACCAAAACAAAAACUAUUGCGGUUUCGAUACGACAGAACUAACAAGCGACUCGGGCAGUAAAGACGUAAGUUUUCUUUCUCAAAUUUUUUUUCAUGACAUUUCAGGUUGGCAAGCCUGCAGUGAUAUCUCUACUGAAAGAGAAGUUUGGGUAUUCGAAAGUUGUAAUGGUCGGCGAUGGAGCAACGGACAUGGAAGCCUGUCCUCCGGCAGAUGCUUUCAUCGGCUUCGGUGGUAAUCAGGUACCUGAUUCAAACGGGAAUUCUAGUUUCAUUCCGACCCGUACAGGUGCGAGAAGCAGUUAAAUCACGAGCGAGCUGGUUUGUAACAGACUUUGAUGUUCUGCGAGCUGAACUUGAUCUCAAAGAUUGA